Carcharodon carcharias (great white shark) is the source of this 3617-nucleotide messenger RNA. It is a transcript of the gene lgmn, whose product is annotated as legumain. Gene Ontology annotation, molecular function: cysteine-type endopeptidase activity. The record is from RefSeq and is a predicted model, not a curated record. NCBI's taxonomy places the organism in Eukaryota, Metazoa, Chordata, Chondrichthyes, Lamniformes, Lamnidae. Gene Ontology annotation, biological process: vacuolar protein processing. The transcript has 14 exons. Bases 225 to 1532 code for a protein of 435 amino acids.
UUUCUUCAGGGAAAACUCGUCUCCAUUUCUUACUUUCCAGAUGAUUGCAGUAUGUGGCCAGGAAUUUGCUGACGGGGUUUAACUGGUUGUUACGAGUGUCAGUCAGUGGCGAGUUCCUCUUUCACUGGAACAUAAAAGCAGAGGCUGCGCAGACUGACAAUCAGUGCGACUAGAGGAGCAAAUAAGACACAGUUUAUCGCGGAAGUUAGUUGACCCACGACAGAAUGCAUUACCUGGUACUAGGACUUUUAGUGCUAAACCAUUUCCUGGCUAAUGUCAACACUGUUCCAUUGGAAGAGCUGGAAAAUGGAGGCAAACACUGGGUCGUACUUGUUGCUGGAUCUAAUGGCUGGUACAACUACAGGCAUCAGGCCGAUAUAUGCCAUGCCUACCAGAUUGUCCACCAGCAUGGUAUACCCGAUGAGCAGAUUAUCGUCAUGAUGUACGAUGAUUUGGCCCUGAAUGACGAGAAUCCAACGAAGGGUGUAAUUAUUAACCAGCCCCAUGGAAAAGAUGUAUACAAAGGAGUACCCAAGGAUUAUGUACAAGAGCAUGUGACCCCAGAAAUCUUUUUGGCUGUUCUGAGAGGAGAUGAAGAAGCUGUAAAGGGGAAAGGUUCUAGCAAAGUUUUAAAAAGUGGCCCCAACGAUCAUGUGUUUGUUUAUUUUGCUGAUCAUGGAGCUGAUGGAAUUUUGGCAUUCCCUAACAGCGAUCUUCAAGUUGAUGACCUGCAAAAGACCAUCAGAUACAUGUAUCAGCAUAAGAAAUACGCUAAGAUGGUGUUUUACAUUGAAGCUUGUGAGUCUGGAUCAAUGAUGAUAGAUCUGCCAAAGGACAUUAAUGUAUUUGCCACUACUGCUGCCAAUGAACAGGAGUCAUCAUAUGCCUGUUACUAUGACAAAGAAAGAGAGACCUAUUUGGGUGACGUGUAUAGUGUUGUGUGGAUGGAAGACUCUGACCAGGAGGACCUGAAAAAAGAAUCAUUACAUAAACAGUUCAGGAUCGUAAAGAGCAGGACCAACACGAGCCACGUGCAGGAGUAUGGGAAUCUGACACUUUCCCACAUGAAACUGAAUGCAUUCCAAGGCUCUAGGAAGGCUGCCCUCAGCACAAGACAGCCCCUGCCAGAUAUUGUGGAUGCAGUACCAAGUCCUGAUGUUCUUCUUGCCAUCCUUAAACAGAAGUAUAUGGCCGCAAACAACAUUGAGGAGGCUCAGAAGCUCCUGGUGGAGAUCGGUGCACAUCUGGGGAACAAGCGCCUAAUCCAGGAGUCUAUGCAAAAGAUUGUGUCCAUUGUCACAGAAUCUGAGGAGCAUACAGCACAGAUUCUAAACUCCCGAAGUCGUAUCCGUGAUCAUGCCUGCUACCAAGCUGCAAACUAUCACUUCAAAACUCGCUGCUUUAACUGGCACACACCACUGUAUGAAUAUGCACUGAGACAACUUUAUGCUUUAGUCAAUCUUUGUGAAGAAGGUUUCUCAAUAAAGAGCAUCAUUCAAGCCAUGGAUAAAGUCUGCCUACUGAAGAGUUAAGAAGGACUGGACCAUAUGUUUAGAAAAGUUCCUGCCUUAUCUCACUUGGGACUUCAGGGAUUGCAAUUAAUUGAACAAACCAUGUUUGAAUUCUACUUAAUUUGUUGUGAAAAGAAAUUCUCUUUUCUGCACCCCUCCCUGGAUUUUUUUGACUCUUCAAUACUAAUGGAUUGUCUUCUCAAAUAUAUUGAUUUUUAGAACCAGUUCUGAACUUUUUUUUGAAUCGUCUGCUCAAGUUGCCUUACUGAUGCAGAGCUAUUCUUUCUGUGUAAUAUGCACUUUUCUAACUGCAGAUAUUUAUUUUCCUUGAGUGUAAUCAGUGUGCAAGUUAAUUAUAAAGGACUGGGGUAAGAGGAAAUCACUAAUAGUCGCACUUCUGUCACCAUAAACAAGAUAUUCAAUUAAAAAAAUAAAUGUGUAAAAACAAGUAUUCUACCUUCUAUAUUUACUUAAAACGUAUAUAGUUCUAGGUGAAAUCUAGAACUUUCAGGAAUAAAUUUAAGUGAAAUGUUACAACUUUUGGUAGUGUCCUCCAUCUAGCGCUGUCUCAGUCUAUUUAAUAUACUAUCUUCCAAUAGAAAAUACAUUUCUAACGUCUCAAAAUAGUGGAAGGGGAAGAACUUCUAGAAGCAGCUGAAGGUGCUUGAGGGAACUGCCGUAGUGAACCUGAGCAGUGAUAUUAGCCUUCAACCAGGGCUAUAUUUUUUUAUGUUAAAUAUGAUUUCAGCCACUUAGCUCCUCCUAAGCUUCGUUUUGCUAAGGCUCCUAAAGUCCAUUCUCAGUCAAAUGCCGGUUUGGAGGGGGAGAAAGAACUUGCAUGUGGGUAUUUCCAGCAUUUUCUUGUUUUUAUUUUUGAAAAAAGUCAGCUAUUGCUGACUGAGAGGUCUUGUGGAGCAGUGGGUAGUGUCCCUUCCUCAGCCAGAAGCUCUGGGUUCAAGUCCCAUCCCAGGAUUUAAUGACAUGACCAAACAGGUUUAGUAUCAAUCUGCAAAUCCUUCCAAUACGUGCCAAUGGCAGGCAGUAAGAGUGGGAGUGUGUCCCGGUCAGCCAUGCAAUGGAAGAAAGUUGAAGCCUCUAUCCAUAGCUGCAGUUUACAACAUGCAUGUAAAAAGUGCAUGUUGCCACAGCAACUCUGAAUUACCCGAGUGAACUGUAACUCACCACCACUGCUGAUUGCUGUCUUGUCAUCCCCACAUGAAAAGCUCAUGAGUGAGGAUGUUAGGUGAGAAUACAGUUGUCCUAGGUUGUGAUGCCUUUCAUGGACUGUUGACACUUAAGAAAUUCGACUUCACAAGAGGCUGAAGAUGGAUAGCAGCAGCUCAGCUCAAUGCAAGAAAAUCUGGUGGAGCAUGUAGCAGGUGGUCAAUGUCCUACUGACAGUUCCAUACCCUGGUCAAAGUUGAUUUUCUGCCCAACUGCCUAUGAAAAAGUACCACUUGGGUGAGGCACAGAGGUGGUGUGGUGGCACCUCUGGAACACCAGCAAAAAUUGAAUUUCAAAAGAAGGGAAACCUGGAAUGUAAAAACCUAGUUCAGCUUUGAUUCUCUCUUAAUACAGUACUUUGAAGCCCUGAGCCAUCUCUGAACUAUUCCCAAUAUAUAGAUCCCAAACUAGAUUUUCUAAAUGUCAGCACACCAAUGAUUUUUUUCCAGGGUCUGAGGGUUGUUUGUUUUAUUUAUGCCUUUUGAUAUUUUUCUGGUACUUAGCGACUAUAAACUUUCAAUGAAUUGCUGUUAAUUGUAUUAUCAUCCCCUUCAUUCUUUGCUAACAGGCAUCUGUUUACUAUGUAGGCACAUUUUAUAUUUCUUGUUCCAAAGUUUGCCUCUGAACCAGAUUUAAAAAAUAUAUACCCUGAGGGCCGAAACUUUCAUAGCUGUGAAGAGAAUAAGGAGGCUAGUCCCAUUGCACACUGUUUAGAUUUAAGAAGAGAGAUUACUACAGAUGGUUUUGAAUAUACAAUAAUUGAGAGAUGUUUAUGAUUUACUAAGCAUUUAAUUAGGAUCUACAAUUUGCUUUUGUAAUGCUGAAAUAAUAACAUGUUAAUGGAUAAAUAAUGUUAUGUCAAUAAAGAAAUUUGAAUUUCAA